Molecule: messenger RNA, 1791 nt
Organism: Neoarthrinium moseri
Lineage: Eukaryota; Fungi; Ascomycota; Sordariomycetes; Amphisphaeriales; Apiosporaceae
Exons: 2
Coding region: 1-1791 (596 amino acids)
Source: RefSeq, a predicted model, not a curated record
AUGCCGCCGCCGGCUGCUGAUGCUGCUGCCGGUGCCGGUGCCCCUUCCGACCACUCCUCCUCCACCGCCUCCACCCAUGCCCACAGGACCACCAAGGCCGGUACCAACCCGCUCGAGCCUGACCCCGACGCGGCCACCGCCCCGGCCGCCUCCGCUGGCUCUCCGUCUUCCGCCCCGGGCCCCCACAAGCGUGGCCUGUCGAUCAGCGAUGCCGCCUGCUCGCCCGCCGAGUCCAAUGCCUCCGCCGUCCUCGAGGACCGCCGCACCAAGAGGCAGCGGAGCACCAAGGGGUCCCGCGGCGUGGCGAACCUGACCCCGGAACAGCUUGCCAAGAAGCGAGAAAAUGACCGGCAAUCUCAGAGGCUCAUUCGUGAGCGGACCAAGACCCAGAUUGAGACUCUGCAUGCCGAGAUACGGGAGCUGAAGUCCCAGCAGCCUUACCAGGAACUGCAAGCCGCCGUCAGGCAGAAGGAGGCCGUCGAGGCCGAGAUGGCUGACCUCAAGAGACGGAUGGCGUCCAUCAUGAACCUGAUUCAACCCGUGCUCGGCGCUCAGCAAGGUACCUAUGCUUCACCGGGCACAUCAACACUGAUGCCAAACCAGCCUGGAUUGGUGCCUGCGGGCGUACCGCCACCGGGCAACAACGCAGCCUCGACUCCUCCCAGCACGGCCUCGCCGCUGUCGGCGGAUCCAUCGUGGCAUCAGGGGGGUAUACCCAGCGCCGGGUCGUCGACGCAGGCGAGCCCAAACUUCAACCAGGCCAACCUCAUAAUCCAACAGCGACAGAAUUCGCUUCAUGCGCUGGACUUGAACUCAACAGGCGAGCAGCUGAAGCUCGACUUUCUGCUUGAUCCAAGCUUGUCAGAUAGGAUGAAUCGCCUGCCGCCUGGCGUCGGCGAACCGCAAGAUGCUCCCGGCUAUGUGCCCCCUUGGAAUGGCAUCUCCAUGCCGUCGCCUCGUUCCGGCUCACUGGCCCAAGUCUCGGCCCAGCUCCCGAAUCACACGCGGCAGCCUCAGUCUCGCUCAGACUACGCCUACUACGCACCAGAGAGCAACGUGCCAGCGCAAACCCCGCCGCCCUGGGCCGGCUUUACGGCACCGAUCAAGAACUGUAGUCCCACAUCCCCUCUUGACCACUUGCUCCUGGACUUCCUGCAUGAGCGGCGGCAGAGGGCCGCCGAGGGCGUGCCCACCCAGGACAUCGUGGGGCCGCGGUAUCCGUCGGUGUCGUCCCUGCUCAACUCGGCCGUGUUCUCUCACCCGCUGUCCAAGGUGUUUACCGACAUCCUCGCGACAUUUCCAGGGGUUCGCACGCUGCCCGAGCGCGUCGCGAUACUCUACAUCAUGUUCCUGAUCAUGCGGUGGCAGAUCUCGCCCACCAAGGAGAACUACGACCGGCUACCCGACUGGGUCCGGCCGACCCCGUCCCAGAUCCACGUCGCGCACCCGGCGUGGAUCGACCACCUGCCCUUCCCGCUGAUGCGCGAGAAGAUCGCCAAGGAAUAUAACCCGACCCAGUACCUGUUCGACAACUUCUUCGUGCCCUUCACGGCCACCAUCUCGCUCAACUGGCCGUACGAGGAGACGGACGCCCUGCUCAUGGGCCCCGACGACGUCGAGAUGAUUAACCCCGUCUUCGAGCGCCACCUGCGCCGCAACGAGAACUGGACCCUGGGCGAGCAGUUCCACCGCGACUUCCCCCAGCUCGAGGGCACCUACAACCUGAAGAGAGACUCCAGGGGCAGCUGGAGCGCGAAUGGCGGUGGCGCUCCCGUUCCCGGCCACAGGUGA